This is a messenger RNA of Staurois parvus, 303 nucleotides long. The record is from the annotation of a GenBank genome assembly. NCBI's taxonomy places the organism in Eukaryota, Metazoa, Chordata, Amphibia, Anura, Ranidae.
CAUGGUCCGGGGAGACCGGAUAUAGUGAAUGCAGGGUCCGGGGAGACCGGAUAUAGUGAAUGCAGGGUCCGGGGAGGCCGGAUAUAGUGAAUGCAGGGGUCCGGGGAGAGCGGAUGUAGUGAAUGCAGGGUCCGGGGAGACAGGAUAUAGUAAAUGCAGGGUCCGGGGAGACCGGAUGUAGUGAAUGCAGGGUCCGGAGAGAGAGGAUGUAGUGAAUGCAGGGUCCGGGGAGAGCGGAUGUAGUGAAUGCAGGGUCCGGGGAGAGCGGAUAUAGUGAAUGCAGGGUCCGGGGAGACAGGAUAU